GCCCAAAGAAAUAUCAGCGACGCACAAAAGCUAUCGCCCCUUUAAUAAAAACAGUUGUGCUAUCUCAACUUCAUGUGUUUUGGGAUUUUUAGCUAGCUCGCAGUUUUUAAAGAGAAUAGAUGUCUGAAGAGGUUUCUAAAAGGGUAGAAGAAGAGGAGGCUGACACACCAGGUCUCGAGGGUCAGUCAGAUGAUAGCAGCGACGAGGGUGACGCUUCAGGAGAUACUGAGAUGGAUUUCUUACGCAGUCUCUUCUCACGAACACUUGGCCUGAGUCCUGGAGAGAAAGUCUUGGAUGAGUUGACUCUGGACUCAGUUGCUCGCUACAUCCUGAGUGGCAAAUGUAAGAACAUUAUCUGUAUGGUUGGAGCUGGGAUAUCUACAUCUGCGGGAAUCCCAGAUUUCCGCUCUCCUGGCACAGGUUUAUAUGCCAAUCUGCAGAAAUACAACCUGCCUUACCCAGAGGCCAUCUUUCAGAUAGACUAUUUCAAGAAGCAUCCGGAGCCCUUCUUUGCUCUUGCCAGAGAGCUCUACCCAGGACAGUUUAAGCCCACAGUGUGUCACUAUUUCAUGAAGAUGCUGAAAGACAAAGGACUACUGAGGCGCUGUUAUUCUCAAAAUAUUGAUACUCUAGAAAGAGUUGCAGGACUGGAAGGAGAGGACCUGAUUGAAGCUCAUGGUACAUUUCACACAUCUCACUGUGUGAGCUUCCUCUGUCGUAAAGAGUACACCAUGGACUGGAUGAAAAAUCAAAUCUUCUCUGAAGAGAUUCCCAAGUGUGAAUCUUGUGGAAGCCUGAUAAAACCCGAUAUUGUGUUUUUUGGGGAAAGUCUGCCUUCCCAAUUUUUCACUUCAAUGAAAAUGGACUUUCCUCAAUGUGACCUUCUUAUCAUAAUGGGAACAUCUUUGCAGGUUCAGCCAUUUGCAUCUCUAGUCAGCAGAGUUUCAAACAGCUGUCCAAGAUUGCUGAUCAAUAUGGAGAAAACUGGACAGUCUGAAUUUGGCAUGGGUUUAUUCAGUUUUGGAGGAGGAAUGGAUUUUGAUUCAGAUAAAGCCUACAGAGAUGUGGCUCAUCUGAGCACCUGUGACGAUGGCUGCAUGGCUCUCGCUGAACUGCUGGGCUGGAAAAAAGAGCUGGAAGAGCUGGUGAAGCGUGAACAUGCUUUGAUUGACAGCAAAGAUGCCAAAAAGACUGGCAAAGAAGCCAGUCAGAGCUCCAAAGGCGCUGUUGCAGAGGCUGAGAAGACUGACAAAACAGAAUAAUCAUUCAGAGCCUGCAGAGGGUGAACAUGACACCUAAAGUAGUUUCACUACACUCUGGCCUGUUCCAGUUUACUGUCGACCUCUGUUCCUCUGAGCUCUUGUGUCUCUCACCUGCCUAUAAUAACAGUAUAGAGACGUAGAAAUAGUGCAGAAACCUCACAGGGGACAGGAACAGUACGAGCGAAAGACAGCAAACACUGUAGUUAAAGUGUGGUGUUCUGCUUGAGCGACGGCUCUUAUGAAAUAACACAAUUAUAUAUAAAAAAUAAUGCUUUAAAUGUAAUGUUUCAAAGAUUAUAUGCAUUACAUUUAAGUGUAUCACAUAAGGUAUCAUGCUUAAAACAAAUCUGUCUGAAAGAAAAACAUUUGGAAUGACAUACAAGCAAACAUGGCUGUUUGCAUUUUCUUUUUUUAUGACACUGUGUGUGACAAGCAACUAAAAUACUACAUUCUCAUUACUUUAAUUUCUUUGUAAAUUGAGAAACUUUUAAACACUUGAGUAAAUUGAAUACAAUUAAAUGACUAGGAAAUGAUAUUUUAAAAAAUGUUACAUUUUUAAACUUUCCAGAAUUGUACGAAGGCUAUAAAACAAAGUAACGUAAAUAUUUUACAAUUAAAAUUCUAAAGUAAU
Danio aesculapii is the source of this 1893-nucleotide messenger RNA. RefSeq names its product sirtuin 2 (silent mating type information regulation 2, homolog) 2 (S. cerevisiae) (gene sirt2). The transcript is spliced from 16 exons. Lineage: Eukaryota; Metazoa; Chordata; Actinopteri; Cypriniformes; Danionidae. Gene Ontology annotation, molecular function: histone deacetylase activity, NAD-dependent; NAD+ binding. Bases 120 to 1262 code for a protein of 380 amino acids. The record is from RefSeq and is a predicted model, not a curated record.